AAUGGGUCAUGAAGAAGAUAUUUUGCGUUUUCCGCGGCAGGGAACGAAAGCUGAUUUCAUCGAAGGCGGUUUACGGCUGCUUCUACCGUUAGAUCUCUCAAUCUCCACCGUUUAUUCUUCAAUUUGGUUUUAGAUAUUUCUACAAGAGAAUUUUAAGUAGAGAAAGUUAGAAGCUAAUUUUGACAAAACAGAGUUGGUUCUGCUGCUUCUUCAACUAGUGAAUGAUCAGAAAUUAGGGUUUUCGUUUUUAGGGAUUGUUUGUUUUGUGGACGAUCCAGUGUGUAUGGAAAAUGGGUGAAAUUGUAGCGAGUAGUGAAGAGUUCAUGGAGUUGGAAGAGGUGGAGAAGGACAGUUCGCCCGAAGUGAUGAGGUGGGAGAGGUUUCUUCCUCGGAUGGUUCUUAGGGUUUUGUUGGUUGAAGCCGACGAUUCCACUCGUCAGAUUAUCACCGCUCUGCUCCGAAAAUGCAACUACAAAGUUGCUGCUGUUUCGGAUGGCCUAAAGGCUUGGGAAAUACUAAAGGGGAGAGCCCAAAGCAUAGACCUCAUAUUGACUGAAGUGGAUUUGCCAUCAAUAUCUGGAUAUGCGCUUCUUACCUUGAUUAUGGAGCAUGAAACAUGCAAAAACAUACCUGUUAUUAUGAUGUCUUCCCAGGAUUCAAUUAGUGUGGUUUGGAAGUGCAUGAUGAAAGGUGCUGCCGAUUUUCUCAUAAAGCCUGUUAGGAGGAAUGAGCUGAAGAACCUAUGGCAGCAUGUUUGGAGAAGACAAACUCAAACUGUUGGGCAUGUUCAUGACAACACAGCUGCUGCACAACACAGAGUCGAAGCCACUUCUGAAAACAAUGCAGCAAGCAAUCACUCAAGUGAUUAUUUGCCCCCUGCACAAAACAAUAAGGAAUGCAGCGAGAAAGCGUGUGAUGCUCAAAGCUCUUGUACAACGCCUUACUUGGAAGCUGAGAGUGCGUAUAUACAAAAUAUGCAGGGUCUGUCACAGCGGAAAUGCGAGAGUGCAUCUAACUUGAUCAAUACAGAGAAGCAUGAAGAAUGUGUGAAAUUGGUCAAUAAAUCAAUUAUGCCUCACAUUGUAACUGAGGACUCAAGUAGAUAUGGUCCAGAAGGUGCUUCCUGCGAGGAAGCUUAUAACUCAACUUCUAUCAGAUUGGGAGAUCAUGUUGAUGCUAAAACAAUGACCACAUAUGCAAGCAUGGAGCCAGAAAGUCGCAGAGAAAAUGCUGAUGUCACUGGUGCGUUUCAUUGCGACAUUGAUGAACUAGUUGAACCGACAAGUGAAGCCAUUGACUUAAUUGGCAAAUUUGAAAGUCGUCCAACAGACACUUAUGGACACUUUGGUGCCAAAGGUGAAACAACUAAGUUUGCUUUUGCUCCACAAUUGGAACUUUCUUUAAGAAGAUUCCAUCCUAGUUGUUCAAAGAAUGAAGGUACCGAUGAAAGGAGUACACUAAACCACUCCAAUGCCUCUGCCUUUUCAUGGUAUAAUAAUAGUAAGACAUCGCAACCACUUUUUGCACCAGUUGCUAGUACUUGUACUGAACCAAAGGAAUGCACAAGUACUUUUCAAAAUCAGUUGUCUAAUCAACUCCCUGAAAACAUCGAUUGUAGUUCUCAAUGGCAUGGUAAAGUAUUAAGUACCAGUCAGAAUAAUAUGAGCACUCUGGUUGUUGGUCAAUCUGGACAGGCUGAUGCAGCACGUCCAAGUACUCAACUUGGUUACUUUUCAGUUCCAGGUGUAAGGUUUGAUAGUUUAUGUAGUGGCUACAGUCAAAUAUUGCCACCUAUAUUUUAUACACAAUCAGGUCUUCCGCAUGUCUGGGGUUCCAAAUCAGCAGGCCAGCAGGAUCAGCCCCCUUUCUCAAUGAGUGCCUUACUUCGUUCUGAUUCUGAAGUUCACAACUCGGAACGAGGCUACUGCAUGUUUGAUGAGACAACCAAUCAUUCCAGUGACCAAACAUUGCGAGAGGAGGAGAACAAUAAGGAAACUAUGGAGGUAAUGAGACAUGGUUCUCUCGUUGGUGGUAGUUUAUGUAAUGGUGUUGCAAGUAAGCUCAACAGAGGUGUGUGUGGAAGCAUUUGUAAUUCAAGUGAUCAGGAUGCCACUUCAGCUACUGCAGUUGCAAAAACUACUGUCUCUGAGAGCGUGAAUGACAAUCCUCUUCUCAUUCGUGAUGGAUCAAGAGAGAUGGAUUCUCAUUGCCCCACCCAAAGAGAAGCGGCUCUAAUGAAGUUCAGAUUGAAAAGAAAAGAACGAUGCUAUGAGAAAAAGGUUCGAUACCAAAGCAGGAAAAGACUUGCGGAGCAGCGCCCCCGAGUAAAAGGACAGUUUGUUCGCCAAGUGCAGAGUGACUCUGCACCUGCUGAUACUGAUGGUUGCCUAUGAGAUUCAUUAAUGCUCAUCUGGUCUAUCAGAGUUUUAAAAGUUUUCCUUUGACUUGGUAGGAACUGUAGAUUAUUUGAUGCAGUUUUUAUGAAUGUUUUGUAUAGUUGAAGCUUAAUAGAUACUGGGAAAAGAUAAUGCCACUGAAGCCUUUUGACAAAGGAAUAGGGUUCGACCGGAAUUUUUAGCAUUUAGUUAGAUGGGUAGUGUUGUAAGUAUUUAGUCGCCUGCAUAUGGCUUCUCUCUGGGAGGAAACUGACUUCCUAGGUUAUUGAAUUUAUUUUGUACGCCCAUGUGUAUACAUGUAACAUGUUUACCAUGUAUCUAGGCAGGUUUUCUUGCACAAUUUGCCUUUGUUGGUUGGUGUUUGCUGUUUGUAGAUGGUUCAAGGAGCACAUCCAGGUCAUACGUUACAAAAUAUAAUCUGUUCAACUGUUCACAAACUACACAAUGAAAAUUUAUUAAUCUCUGUCGAUUUUUAUGUUUCUGCUAA
This is a messenger RNA of Cornus florida, 2883 nucleotides long. Its product is annotated as two-component response regulator-like APRR3. Lineage: Eukaryota; Viridiplantae; Streptophyta; Magnoliopsida; Cornales; Cornaceae. The transcript is spliced from 8 exons. Gene Ontology annotation, molecular function: protein binding. The record is from RefSeq and is a predicted model, not a curated record. Bases 291 to 2393 code for a protein of 700 amino acids. Gene Ontology annotation, biological process: cytokinin-activated signaling pathway; phosphorelay signal transduction system.